AUUUCAAUCAAAUAACAAAGGUGUCCUUAAAAUGAAGCCAAAAUUUGAAAAGAUACAAUUCAAUUGUACAAAUUAACUUUAAACUUAAAAAACUUCAAAUUUAGUUAUAGCUAUGGUUAUGUUGCUUACAAGACUUUCGAUAGUCUGGAUCGUUCACUCCGGACCAUUAGGUCGUAGAAUGAAAAUGAUUGGAUGGAAAAAAUAUGAGUUUGAUGAGUGAUUGGAUGUGAGAGUGGGUGGGAAGGAGUCUGUGGCACGAUCAUUGGAAGUGUGAUGCUAUGAUAUGAGGGAAGGAAGAAACAGAGUUAGACGUGGUGGACAUGACAUGCCAAAAUUGUCAACCCUUUAUUCAAUAUUCUCUUCCUUUUUAUAUACAUUGAAAAAACAUGCAGUUGCAUAUGUAAAUCAGUCUCCUCUUUCUCUCUUACGGAUUCAAAGAUCUCUCCUGCAACACCACACAUCAUGGCGAAUGCUGCAUCUGGAAUGGCUGUGCAUGAUGACUGUAAGCUGAAGUUUUUGGAGCUAAAGGCAAAGAGAAUCUACAGGUUCAUCAUUUUCAAAAUUGACGCCCAACAAGUGGUCGUGGAGAAGCUUGGAAACCCUGAAGAAAGCUACGAAGAUUUCACCAACUCUCUGCCUGCAGAUGAAUGCCGAUAUGCUGUCUUUGAUUUCGACUUUGUUACUAAUGAAAAUUGCCAGAAAAGCAAGAUUUUCUUCAUUGCCUGGUCUCCUGAAACAUCAAAGGUGAGGAUGAAGAUGGUGUACGCGAGUUCAAAGGACAGAUUCAAGAGAGAAAUAGAUGGAAUUCAAGUUGAAUUGCAAGCAACAGAUCCUACUGAAAUGAGCCUUGACAUUAUAAAAUCGCGAGCACUUUAAAUCUCAUCAUAUUCGUCUCCAAGCCGAUGCUAUGCUGUUGUAAUUUUAGUGUUUUCCAAUUUGAUUAUGUUCCAAGUCAUAAGCUUUAUCUUUGUGUUACUUCCAUUUUCAUCACCCUGAUCAUUUCUGGAUAUUCUUUUGUUUUUUUCCCCUAAAUGAAACAUCAGAUUGUGAUCUCAUUCAUUUCAAUUUUCUAUUGUAUAACUUGCGCGUAAAAGACACAUAGAGAAUUUUUCUCAUUUCACAAUUUA
This is a messenger RNA of Solanum pennellii, 1127 nucleotides long. RefSeq names its product actin-depolymerizing factor 7. Gene Ontology annotation, biological process: actin filament depolymerization. The coding region runs from base 463 to 876 and encodes 137 amino acids. Gene Ontology annotation, molecular function: actin filament binding. Gene Ontology annotation, cellular component: cytoplasm; actin cytoskeleton. The record is from RefSeq and is a predicted model, not a curated record. The transcript is spliced from 3 exons. NCBI's taxonomy places the organism in Eukaryota, Viridiplantae, Streptophyta, Magnoliopsida, Solanales, Solanaceae.